Molecule: messenger RNA, 2276 nt
Organism: Oldenlandia corymbosa var. corymbosa
Lineage: Eukaryota; Viridiplantae; Streptophyta; Magnoliopsida; Gentianales; Rubiaceae
Source: the annotation of a GenBank genome assembly
AUUUUUCACCUGAUUGUUGUGUGUGUUUAAUCUGAUUAUCUUAUUUGAGUUAAAUCUGUGGUGGUGUUUUUUUCCAUUGUAGUAUGGGAUGUAUGCUUUCUUUAAAUAAGGGAAGUGUUGAAAUUGCUCAUUUAUUUACUUGGAUUCUGCCAUAAUUAAGACUCUGAUUUCGUUCUAUUUGGAUGAAUGCAAUUCGAAAUUCAGCUCUAUUUUCCAAUACAGUGAUCAUUCCUGUUUUCUCUAUUUGGAUAAGCCAUGAUUACUUUCUCUUCCUGAUUUAGCAGCCAUAAUAUAGUCUUUUGUACAUUAUUCAUUAAUGGAUUCAGGUGCUUAAUAAAGGGAUAUUCAUUACUUGAGUAUGAGGCCCUGAUAUUAGUUGUAUGACCUUCCAAAUGUUUCACCUCCGGCUUUUUUAAAAGAUCUUUACUUUGGUUUGGAUUAUUCUGUGCCUCACAUGUUAUGUUGGCAUUAGGCUUUGAUUAAUUGCUUGGUAAUCUUGUAACUUCUUCUUUUGUGUAAGCCGUUGAAACUUUUUUGCAUUUUUGCUUCUAAUUCUGAUACCAAUUCAGCAUCCCUACUUACUGUUCUGUUUUAUACUGUGCAUUUGCCGACCUUAUUCUCAACGUUUGCUCUUCGAUUGAAUGAACAGUUAGUUGAGAAAGAUCCAGAAGCCGCAAUUGUUUUCUUUUGGAAGGCGAUUAAUGUCGGAGACAGAGUAGACAGUGCCUUGAAAGAUAUGGCUGUGGUCAUGAAACAGCUGGAUAGAGCUGAACAAGCUAUUGAAGCUAUACAGUCCUUCAGGGACAAAUGCUCCAAACAAGCCCAAGAAUCAUUAGAUAAUGUCCUUAUAGACCUAUACAAGAAAUGUGGAAAGCUAGAUGAACAGAUUGAACUGCUUAAACAGAAGUUGCGGAUGAUUAACCAAGGAGAGGCAUUCAACGGAAAACCUACCAAGACAGCUCGCUCACAUGGAAGAAAGUUCCAGGUUACUGUCAGGCAGGAAACCUCCAGGAUACUGGGGAAUUUAGGUUGGGCCUAUAUGCAGAAAACGAACUUUGCUGCCGCUGAGGUUGUAUAUCGCAAAGCUCAGGAGAUGGACCCCGAUGCCAAUAAAGCAUGCAACUUAGGCCUGUGCCUAAUGAGGCAAGCCCGAUUCGCCGAAGCAAGACAUGUUCUUGAAGAUGUCAUUGAGGGAAAGAUUCCUGGUUCUGAUGAAACGAAAUCGAGGGAUCGAGCAGAGGAACUGCUGGAGGAGUUGGAGCUUUGUAAAUCAAAAUUUUCGCCUAUUUCUGGGUUUAAUAAUAUAGAAGAUGCUUUCUCGAAAGGUCUUGAUCAGUUGAUGAGCCAGUGGGCACCAUUGAGACCAAGAAGACUACCUAUAUUUGAAGAAAUUUCACCUGUCAGAGAUCAAUUAGCUUGUUGAUCGUGAAAUAUAUAUACAUGUUUUUGAGUGAAAAAAUAGUGAACCCUUUUCAAGCGUUUUUGAAAAGAAUUUUCUUCAAUUAGUUGAUCGUGAAAUAUACAUAUAUAUACAUGUUUUGAGUGAAAAGUAAUGAAGAUUUGAAGUUUUGAAUCUCAAAUUUCAUCAGGAUUGUAAUUCAUCAGUUGCCUGUGUUGUAGUAUCAAUCAAUCAUUGGGAUGCAUCAAUAUUUCUUUUGUAGUUUGUACAUAAAUACAUAAUACCUCCAUUUUCUGAAAUGGGCAGUUGGAAUGAAAUUCUUUCUCGCUCUCACUAAUCAGUACAUUUUGUAGCGAGUAUUUUCCACUAUUUUCUUUCCAUAAAACCCAAUUUUCACAGAAGAAGCUGUUCUUUCUUAAUGGCUAAUGUGAUUGGUGAAUGAAUUUCUACAAGACCACCGCUCCACGGUUCCAUCUCUCAUGGCGCAAUCAUCUCCAUUAAUUGGAAUUUUAAGCCUAUAUACACAUAGUCACACACUGUACUUAUUUUCGGGCCGAAAGCCCUAUUCCCUUAAAUUGUCAGCAGAGUUAGUUACGUGUUCACGAGGAUUCCCGAGGUCGCCGGAAAUGGAAGGAAUCAUAAUAACAACAAGGUCAUGGCUGCUGUUUUGCGGAGCUUGGUAUAAGACGAUGAACAAGGAUGGAGUAAUCAUCGGAACCAUGAGAACCCUAGAAUUUAAAUCGGAAUCUGAAGAAACUACCGCGGAUCAGUGGGUUAUGGAGGAGUAUGGACUCGCCGGCGAUUCGCUCUCCCCUGCCUUUAUUUAAUGUCCAUUCAUUUUUUGAUUAACUAUUCAUUCAAUGAAGUAAUCUGUUAC